GGGGCCGCGCGGCUCGUUGCUAGGCUACGCACCACUUCCUUUCACUUUCCCCGGUGUCUUCCUGUUUAACUACAUUCCCCAGAUCCUACAUGUGUUCUCAGGUGAAAUCCCUUUAUAUGGCGGAUCAUGACAUUGUGCGGAGCAUCAAAUGCUGGAUUAAAGGAAUCCAAACAAGUCAUUGAUAAGAAGCUAUUCAGGCAGUGUUAAGGGUUAACUCCGUGGCCCCUACAACCUGUCCAGCCACCAUGAUGGAUAUUUAUAGAGAGAAAGUCACACCCCUGGUCAUAAUGUCUCAGAAGAAAGUCUCUAAGAAGAAGAAUUCCAAGGAGAAGAGGGUGGCGCCCUCUGUGGCAGCCAGCAGCUAUUACACGGACUCCCUGGGGUUCAUGGCCAUGGAUAGCAACGUCCCGGGCCUGUCCAGUGUCAUCCUCCAAAGGCUGAACAUGAAGAGCUUCGAGGAGUACAGGUCAGCCGUGGAGGGUCACAGUCUGAACACAAACUUUGGCAUCAGGACGUACUCCGAGAUGUUUCAGAAGAUGGAAGAUACCUACAAGUUCUGUGCACAGUGCAAGAAGCUCCCGUCUAGACUGUCCGACCCCCGGGCCAUGAGACGCUGUAAGAGGUGUCAGAACAUUUACUAUUGUUCCUCAGAGUGUCAGAGGGAGAACUGGCCGCUCCACAAGAAGUUCUGCAGGAAGCUGAAGCUGGCCGCCAUUGACAGGCUUGUAGAAUGGCUGAUAUUUACAGGUGACGUCCCAUUUCCUACUUCUCCUUGGACUAAGUCCAUUGCAGAUAUGAAGGUGUGGGAGGACUGGUUUGCUAUGCAGGAAAAUUUGGAAGAAAAGCUGGAUGCCAUCAUGGCCAGGCGCUAUAUGGGAAUCCUCUGGUCCAACGCUGGAAAACCAAAACCAGAGAACCCUGAACUCCGGGAGUCUGUGAAACGUCUGACCACGGAGUUCUUCACCAGGCCAAUGACCAUCGGAUUUGCUAUCAAUACCUUCCGGGUUGACCCUUACAAUGCACCGGUCACCGUCCAUGUGGUUGGGGCAUCUCACAUAGAAACCUUAAAUAUCAGGGCCACAGACUACGAUGAACUCGCCAAGAUGUUUCCUAAAAACCAGGGUCUGGAGGUCGUCAUGAUCGGACCUGAAGUAGUGGACGGUCCAGUGAUUCGGCCUCCGCUGACAUCAUAUGGACCACGUGGUAAAGUCUACGUGAGCGGUCACAAGAGCCUCUACCAUGUCUUCUGGGAAUCACUGGUGGAGAACCAGAAGGCGGCCAGACCCGAUCUAGUGGUGGGAUUCCAUCCAGGGUUUCACGCCUCGCAGGGUCUCACUGAGGGCUGGCUUCCAUCUCUGCUGCUCCUGCGUGACUACAACAUCCCUGCACUGUUCACUAUGUACAGUGAGCAGGAGCUGAAGUAUUCCCUGCAGAUCCUGGGAGAGCUGGAUGUCCGGAUCCUGGGCUCCGGGCCCUUUCCAUUUUGUUCCCAGAAGCCGGAGCAGGUCCAGUCGGACCCCAACAAGCCCCCUGAACUGCAAUGGAGAUUUGGCUUCAGGAUAAACCGUCUCAACGGCGCUGAUCGACCAGACAGAUUAGAUCUUCUCAGACCAGAUCUCAGGAACGGAAACCACUACAACGAAUGAACAGAUGGAACUGAUCGAAGAACCCGUAGGGAGCGGCUCCGGCACAAAGUCAUCUGACGGCCAAUUACCCGUCUCCUUAACCCGAUCACCGAGAAUACAAAAGACCGAGUAUACCAAAGAUCCUGACCUACAUUACAGAGGACGCUGACACGGUUUACUGGGUUUAUAUGUAAUGGAGCUAAAAUGUUACAGUGUAAAAUCUCCUCCAAAAAUACUCCAAAUAAAUCCCAAACCCUGGAGGAACAAAGAUACGGGAGAUAGAAAUCUAUAAGAUCCGUGAUCAGAAACUGAUAAUAAACAACAAAGCUAAUAAAGUAAUCUACCAGGGUGAGGAGUGAGUUAAAAAAAACUAUAAUACUGCC
This is a messenger RNA of Hyla sarda, 2008 nucleotides long. RefSeq names its product MSS51 mitochondrial translational activator (gene MSS51). The transcript has 11 exons. NCBI's taxonomy places the organism in Eukaryota, Metazoa, Chordata, Amphibia, Anura, Hylidae. The coding region runs from base 246 to 1646 and encodes 466 amino acids. The record is from RefSeq and is a predicted model, not a curated record.